Messenger RNA from Adineta steineri, 1545 nucleotides. Lineage: Eukaryota; Metazoa; Rotifera; Eurotatoria; Adinetida; Adinetidae. The record is from the annotation of a GenBank genome assembly.
AUGGACGUAGAACAAGUACUCAUUUUUUUGUAUGGGGACAGUCAACGUGUUAAACAAACGAUUUUACUUAUUCGAACAAAUACAUUUUUGAGAAAAUUAAUACCUGUAGAUGAUCAUAUUGAUUUUCAUAAAGUUGUUGGACGUGUUAUUACUGGUUUAGCUAUUCUACAUACCAUUGCACAUAUGGCUAAUUUUGGAAGAAUGACAGAACAUUCGUGGGGUGUCUAUAUGUUUACUACAAAACAUGGUAUUGGAUGGAUUGGUGAUUUUGCUCCUUUAAGUGGAAUUAUUUUAUGUAUUAUUCUUAUUAUUAUUGUUAUCUGUUCAAUGCAAUGGAUUCGACGAGGUGGUCAUUUUCAGAUUUUCUACUGGACACAUCUACUUUAUUUUCCUUUUUUUGUCAUUCUUAUUAUUCAUGCAGAAAACUUCUGGAAAUGGAUUAUCGGUCCUUUAUUCUUAUUUUUAAUUGAAAAAUUAUAUUCAGUUCUAAAGCGUUAUUCAUCACAUAGCGGUCGAACAUAUCUUCGUUUUGUAACAAUAGAACAAUCGAAUGUAAUUAGUUUAAAUAUUAAUCGACCAAAAAAUUUUACUUUCAAACCUGGUGAUUAUAUAACUAUCAAUUUACCUCGUGUUACACUUUAUGAAUUUCAUCCAUUUACAAUAAGCAGUGCGCCAGAAAAUAUAAAUUAUUUGACUAUACAUAUGCAAGCUGUUGGUAAUUGGACAAAACAAGUCUAUCAACGUUUUAUCAAUAUGUCAGAAGGUGACGCUGAAGCAAAUCAUAUAAAAGUUUUUCGUGCUGAUCUUAAUCCUGAACGAGUAAAAACUGAAUUACAAGAGGAAAAUGAACGUAAUUCAGAUAAUGAUGAAGAUGAUAGUAUUUUAUCAAAAUCAUCUAAACGAGAGCCUGUUAUUAUCAAUGGACCUUAUUCAUCAUGUGCACGUUAUGUAUUUGAUUGUAAACAUGUUGUACUUAUAGGUGGCGGCAUAGGAAUUACACCUUAUGCAUCAAUACUAUCAAGUCUUAUGGCACAAUUUCGUGCAUCACGUAUUGUAUGUAAACAUUGUCAACAUAUAAAUUAUCAUACAAAAGGUCUAGUAGAAAAUAAUCGUUUAAAAAAAGUUGAUUUUAUUUGGGUAAAUCGUGAUCAAAAAAAUUUCGAAUGGUUUCUUAAUCUUCUUCGUCAAUUUGAACAAGAACAAGAAUAUUAUCUUGCAUCAAAUUCUGAUGAACAGCGUUUUCUUGAUAUACAUUUAUAUUUUACUGAAAUAAAACAUGAUGAAAAUAUAGGUAAUGUACCAUUGGAUCUUGUAACAAAAGUAUGGGCUCAAGUUGCCGGACAAGAUAUAUUUACAAAUUUAAAAUCUAAAACACAUAUUGGUCGACCAAAAUGGGAUGAAAUAUUUAAUCAACUGAUUUCAGGUGAAAAUGCUUCAACAGCUAAUGAUGUUAAUGUAUUCUUUUGCGGGCCCAAUACAAUGGGUGAAGCAAUUCGAAAUCAUUGUACAACAUAUAGAUUUCGAUUUUACGAAGAAAAAUUUUAA